CCAGUGAAGAUCAGGAUCAAGUUGGGUCACCAGGAAACCAAAACAUAAGAGGGCGUGGACUAGCCAGACCCUUCGCCUCUCACACUUGUCACCAUUCACACUUUCGCCUCUAACUCACCAAGAUGUCCAUUAACGAGUGCAAGAAGCAGAAGACAUCUCUACAGAAAGCGACCAAUGUGACCUUUCAAGUGAACCAUGUCAGCAGAAACAAGAGAGGUCAGGUUUUGGGACAGCGUGGCGGAUUUCGAGGCUGUACUGUCUGGUUUACGGGGCUCUCCGGGGCUGGUAAGACCACAGUAAGCUUUGCCCUGGAAGAGUAUCUGGUCUCUAAGGGCAUCCCAGCGUACUGUCUAGACGGAGACAAUAUGCGCCACGGUCUUAACAAAAAUCUAGGUUUUUCUGAUGAAGAUCGAGAGGAGAACAUCAGGAGAGUGUCAGAGGUUGCCAAACUGUUUGCUGACUCUGGCGUGGUUGCCCUGUGUUCCUUCGUGUCCCCGUUCUCUAAGGACAGGUUGCAGGCCAAAAAGAUCCACGUGGAUGCCGGUUUGCCCUUCUUUGAGGUGUUUGUGGAUACGCCCUUAGAAGUGUGUGAAGAGAGAGACGUAAAGGGACUGUACAAGAAGGCCAGGGCUGGGAUUAUCAAGGGUUUCACAGGCAUAGAUUCGCAAUAUGAGAAACCAGACACUCCUGAUGUGGUGCUCAAAACGGCUCAAUGCUCCGUCAACGAGUGUGUGGCGCAGGUCCUGGACACCCUGGAGGAGUGGGAGGUGAUCCCUAAAUCUGCCAACGAGGGGGUGAAGGAAUUGUUUGUGGCAGAGAACAAGCUGAGCCAGGCCAAGGAGGAGGCUGAGUCACUGCCCUCUGUCACCAUCACCUCCCUGGACCUUCAGUGGCUCCAGGUGCUGUCUGAGGGCUGGGCAACACCUCUGGCUGGCUUCAUGAGGGAGCAGGAGUAUUUGCAGUCACAACACUUUGGCUGCCUCAUGGACAGUGGAGUCUCGAACCAGUCUAUCCCCAUCGUCCUCCCCAUCACCUCAGCAGACAAGGAACGGCUGGACGGAUGCUCUGCCUUCACCCUUCGCUAUGCCGGCCGCCCUGUCGCCAUUAUGAGGAAACCUGAAUUUUACGAGCAUCGGAAGGAGGAGAGAUGCGCCAGGCAGUUUGGUACCACUUGUCCUGAUCAUCCGUACAUUAAGAUGAUUAAUGAGAGUGGUGAUUGGCUGGCUGGUGGUGACAUAGAGGCCCUGGAGCGAAUCAGGUGGAAGGACGGUCUGGAUGAGUACCGUCUGACACCCCUAGAGUUGCGGGCUCGGUUUAGGGAGAUGAAUGCUGAUGCAGUCUUUGCCUUCCAGCUCAGAAACCCUGUGCAUAAUGGCCACGCUCUCCUCAUGCAGGACACAAAGAGGCAGCUUCUAGAGAGAGGCUACCACAACCCAGUACUCCUCCUGCACCCUCUCGGCGGCUGGACCAAAAAUGAUGAUGUUCCUCUCAACACCCGCAUGCAGCAACACCACGCUGUACUAAAGGAGGGCGUACUGGACCCAAACUCCACCGUGCUGGCCAUCUUCCCCUCCCCGAUGAUGUACGCUGGCCCCACGGAAGUCCAGUGGCAUGCUAAGGCGCGUAUGUCAACUGGCGCUAACUUUUAUAUAGUGGGACGCGAUCCAGCCGGCAUGCCACACCCCGACACAAAGAAGGACUUGUACCAUCCGCAGCACGGCAGGAAGGUGCUCACGAUGGCCCCAGGAUUGACGCAGCUGGAGAUAAUACCAUUUAAAGUCGCUGCGUACGACACCAAGGCGCAGAGAAUGGCAUUUUAUACACCCGAAAGGAAGCCAGAUUUUGAGUUCAUCUCCGGAACAAAAAUGAGAAUGCUCGCUCGAAAUGGAGAGAAUCCGCCUGAUGGUUUUAUGGCCCCUGAGGCUUGGCGUGUUCUUGCUUCCUACUACCAAACCCUGCCCAAGGAAUAAGGUAGUAGUAGUAGUAGUAGUAGUAGUAGUAGUAGUAGUAGUAGUAGUGGUGGUGGUUUACGUACAUGUUUACAAGUUUAAGUAGAUUUGGUAGUGUUAAGAUGAGAAAUAGUAGUAGUAGUGGUCGGUUUGGGUGUUUAAAUAGUAGUAGUAGUAGUAGUAGUAGUAGUAGUAGUAGUAGUUAGGUUAGAGUGGGGAAAUUGUAGUAGUAGUGGUAGUAGUUUUGGGUGU
Messenger RNA from Portunus trituberculatus (swimming crab), 2201 nucleotides. It is a transcript of the gene Papss, whose product is annotated as bifunctional 3'-phosphoadenosine 5'-phosphosulfate synthase-like. The coding region runs from base 123 to 1970 and encodes 615 amino acids. The record is from RefSeq and is a predicted model, not a curated record. NCBI's taxonomy places the organism in Eukaryota, Metazoa, Arthropoda, Malacostraca, Decapoda, Portunidae. Gene Ontology annotation, biological process: 3'-phosphoadenosine 5'-phosphosulfate biosynthetic process; sulfate assimilation. Gene Ontology annotation, molecular function: adenylylsulfate kinase activity; sulfate adenylyltransferase (ATP) activity; ATP binding. The transcript has 11 exons.